ACAUCACACCACCUUCAACAAGUUGAAUCAAACAGUGAAAGUAAAACAUUGUGCAAUUAAUCAUCAACUCAAGUAGCCGGUGCAUAAGAUCAAUGGCGUCAAGACAGCAAUUCAAGGAAGACAGAGCCGAGGCAGCUGCAAAACUCGCAGCGAAAGACAUCGGCGACAUCAACAGAACAAACGAGCGCGACGAGGGGUACGACUUGCACGACGAAGCCAACUUCAAGCAAGCACGAGCUGAAGCAGCUGCAAAGCUGGCGGCCAAGGAUCUGGAGGACGCUAACAGAUUAAGAGACAACACUUUCAACACAUGGAAAGAGCAACAUCAGCAUGAUGAGAACAAACCCGGUGUGAUAGGGUCCAUGUUUAGAGCCGCCAAGGAAGCCGUGGUUGGGAAGCCUCACCACGAGGAAGUUUAUGCAAAGGAAACAAAGAUGGGUGAAUAUUCAGAUUAUGCGACUCAGAAGGCGAGGGAAACGAAGCAGAAGGCUGGGGAGUAUACAGACUAUGCGGCUCAGAAAGCAAAAGAAACCAAAGACUAUGCUGCUGAGAAGGCUAAGAAUGCUAAAGAUACCACUGUGCAGAAAGCUGGAGAGUACAAGGAUUAUACCGCUGAGAAGGCUAAGAAUGCUAAAGAUACCACUGUACAGAAAGCUGGAGAAUACAAGGAUUAUACCGCUGAGAAGGCAAUUGAAGGGAAGGACAGUGCAGUGGGGAAGCUUGGGGAGCUAAAGGAAUCUGCUGCUGAUGCUGCUAAAAGGGCUAUGGGUUUCUUCACCGGUGGCAACAAAGACCAAACUAGAGAGGAGGAGGAGGAAACGAGGCGGAGUAUGCAGGAGGUGAGGGUGCAAGAUAAGGAGUAUGGAACGGGACGUGGUACUGGAGAGAAGUUGGUGAUAAAAAUGGAAGAGUCGCGGCCAGGAGCGGUGGCGGAUGCGCUCAAAGCAGCGAAUAGGGCCAUGGACGGCGAUAUGGAGGAGGAAGGCGUGCUUCAUGUGGAGCGUCGUAGGGAGAAAAUGUGAUUCUCCUUCUCAUCCAUCAUCAUCAUCAUCAUCAUAAUAAUAAUCACAUCUUGUGUUUUGUAAUAAUAAUGUAGGGUUACCUUUUUACUUAGUGGAUCCUCUUUAGCUUUCAUCCUCCUAAACCUCUUCUUGUCUUUCUUUCAUGCCAUUUUAAUGUACGUGUUACUUUUUAAUUUUUAGAAUGUAUUAUGAAAACCGGUUUUGGUUCUCCCUCCCUCCCUGUACAACCUCGAGGCCGAACGGAAAUCACGACCAAUUUAAGCUAUUUUUU
Messenger RNA from Glycine soja, 1293 nucleotides. Its product is annotated as embryonic protein DC-8-like. Bases 93 to 1022 code for a protein of 309 amino acids. The record is from RefSeq and is a predicted model, not a curated record. NCBI's taxonomy places the organism in Eukaryota, Viridiplantae, Streptophyta, Magnoliopsida, Fabales, Fabaceae. The transcript is spliced from 2 exons.